AUGGGAAAGAAAAUCAAUUGGUUUACUUGUGUGAAAAGACUUUUCAUCCCUGAAUCUAAACCAAAAGCUGAAAAGAAAUCAAAGGGAUGGAAAUGGCUAUUUCGAAGAUUAAAGUUCAGACGGUUCCCUGCGCUUGAAGCACCUGAUCAGAAAACGCUAAUUGAGGCAACAGAAGAGCAGAGAAAGCGUUCUUUGGCUGUUGCCAUUGCGACAGCAGCUGCAGCUGAAGCUGCCGUGGCUGCAGCAAAUGCUGCUGCCGAGGUGGUCCGGAUGACAAAUAUUCAUUGUCAAUUUGAAAGGAAAAACCAAAAUUCUGCUGCUAUUAAAAUUCAAAGUAUUUACAGAGGACACCUUGCUAGGAAAGCACUAAAUGCACUGAAGGGACUGGUGAAGCUUCAAGCAGUAGUUCGAGGUGAGCUUGUGAGACGCAGAGUGGUUCAAAAACUGAGGCGAAUCUCAUCAUUGGCAAAGACAGAAUCACAACAACAUCAAAUGGCUCUUCCAACACUGAAUCAAUAUCAUGAUCAUGAUCAAAAGAAGCAAAGUUUUAGCCUAAAGGAAGUGAUCAGAUCUGAAGAACUAAAGGCAAACCACCGCAAGUUCAAUGAAAAUCACACAAGUCCCCUCAAAUUGUUUACUUUAUGA
Messenger RNA from Olea europaea var. sylvestris, 645 nucleotides. RefSeq lists its product as uncharacterized. NCBI's taxonomy places the organism in Eukaryota, Viridiplantae, Streptophyta, Magnoliopsida, Lamiales, Oleaceae. The coding region runs from base 1 to 645 and encodes 214 amino acids. Gene Ontology annotation, molecular function: protein binding. The record is from RefSeq and is a predicted model, not a curated record. The transcript has 4 exons.